AUCAAGCAAUGGACGCCCGAAGGCCAGCGAGUUUAGCCAGCAUGCUCCGGAGUCACAGGCACCAGAAGACAAGCUGCCUCUGAUUUUGUGUUUCAGUGUGUUAGGGGGCAUCAUGGCUCCGACGCUCCUGCAGAAACUCUUUAGUAAAAAAGUCGAUAGGCCUACAUGCACUGAUAGCGCCGGUGGACUGGAGCAACGUUGGGCCUUGGCUGAGUUUGAGUUGGCCCAGAUCAGACUAAUUGUAUACCAGGAUUGUGAACGACGUGGGCGACAAGUUCUGUUUGACUCCAAAGCUAUCAGAAAACUGGAUGCUGUAGGAGCACACAACACAGAGGAAACAAACAGAAAACAAAGUGCAACAUGUGAUAUUGGCAGCCAGCCAGGUCAGAAGGAUAUCCCCCCAACCUACCAGUACACACGGCCAGCGUCAGAUGUGAACAUGCUGGGUGAGAUGAUGUUUGGUUCUGUUGCCAUGAGCUAUAAAGGCUCCACUCUCAAGAUCCAUCACAUCAGGUCUCCUCCUCAGCUCAUGGUCAGUAAGGUGUUCUCUGCACGUGUGGGCAGUAGUAAUACAGGAAGCACAAGCACCUUGCAGGACAGUUUAGAUUCAAUCAGCCAGACGUGCCCAAGCUACAGCAGCAGCAUUGCUCAUAGCAUGCCAGUUGACAUGCCAGGACGUGGUCGCAGUGAGGACGGAGACAGUGGCAUCGCACACUCAGCUUCUCUGAGCAGUCUGCUGGCCACACCUCUUCCCUCACCUGGCUCCCCCACCAGCAGUGGCAGUAGUUACCAACGGCGAUGGCUUCGUAGCCAGGCAACCAGCCUUCAGCACGGACCACUUCCACGCUGGAGCACAGAUGAGAUGUUUAACCUGUCAGAUGACAGCUGUGGCUCCAACCCUGCACUGGUGCGGAGGAAGAAGAUUGCACUGAGCAUCAUCUUCAGCUUGCCAGAGAAAGAGGAGGAGAACAAGGCCUUCCAGGAGUUCUUCUUCUCCCACUUCCCACUGUUUGAGUCCCACAUGAACAAGCUCAAGACUGCCAUAGAGAGGGCUAUGAUCCUGUGCAGGAGGAUUGCAGAGUCUUCUCAACGGGUUCAAGUGUACUUGUGUCGUGUUAUGGAGGCUUUAGGAGACUUCAGGAUGACCAUCUGGAACCUCUACAUGGCCCCACGCAUCACUGAGCCUGUAUGGCUGACCAUGGUAUCCCAGAGUGCGGAGCGAAAUGCUCUGUGUCAACGCUUCCUCAAAGAAUUGAGUCUCCUGAUGGAUCACAGUGGCAAAACCCAGUUCCUGUCUGCUUUACUCACUGCUGUUCUCAUGUAUCACCUUGCUUGGGUUCCAACUGUAAUGCCCAGCAACCACCCGCCAAUCAAACCCAUCUGUGAAAAACGCUCCUCCCAUUCUCUUGAUCUGCUGGCCAAAUCCCACCCCUACAAUCCACUAUGGGCACAACUAGGUGAUUUGUAUGGUGCGCUGGGCUGUCCUGUGCGUGUGUGUCGUACAGUGGUGGUGGGCCGGCGGAGGGAGUUGGUGCAGAGGGUGCUGUAUGUGCUCUCCUACUUCAUCCGCUGCUCUGACCUCCAGGAGAGUGAUUCCAAAACGUUUGACAUGGUCAGCCCAAAUCCUCCCACACCCCAGGACCAAACAGACAAUCCUGUCAGACCAGCGCCCCGGGAGGUGACUGAGGCGCCCCUCGGCCCAGAUCAGAGCUGUGAUCCUACGCAACCCCUCUGUCAAGCUGUCCCUAAUCCAGAGCAGACGACUGAUCCAUCAUCUCCCCCCUCUGAAGCCGCUCUGGGCCCAGAGCAGACCCAGGAGACGCCUGUCUGUCUGCCUGAGACCCCUGAGCCCCGCCUAUUCCCUGAGAGGACCAAUGACAGCCUCUUAUCACUGAGCACUCAGGACUCAGAAACUGCCCUUGAGUGUUUGAAUGCAGGCCCAGACACUGUUGGCAUAGAGACAGAAUACGAUGCGUCCAAUCAGAGCCCUCUGCUUCACAGGGCUCACUUCCUCAUUGGCGAGCAGGAGGAGGAUGUGCAGUUGAAAGGCCCCACUGCUGCCUCAGGUGAGCUCGGCUUGAAUAAGAAGUGGUCCCUCCGAGGUUUGAUGGACAUACGGCAGAAUGAGAGCUUGGACAGUGCCCUUGGAGACAGUGAUGCUGAAGAAACGCCAACACGGCAGCCCUCUGAGGCAACAGACAAAUGUCAUGAGCUCCCCUUACCCAGCUGUGAGAUGAAUAGAAAGCCCAGUGUGAACCACUUUGGCCGUUCUCUGUUGGGAGGUUACUGCCCCCAGUACAUGCCGGACUUUGUCCUCCACGGAAUCUCUAGUGACCAGCGCCUGAAGCAGUGUCUAAUGGCUGACCUGGACCACACAGUGUUGCACCCAGCUCUGGACGAGCCUGUGGCAGAGGCCGUGUGUAUCGUGGCGGACACAGACAGGUUAUGUGUCCAGGUGGCCACGAGCCAGCGGCGUGUGUGUGAGGCAGGGCACCUGGGGAGAGACGUGCUGGUGUCUGGACUGGUCUGCAACAUCCUCACAUCAGUCUUACAGCUACAAAAACUCAACCUCAGUGCAGAGUUUUGUGUGAUGCACCUUGAGGAUCGCCUACAAGAAGUCUAUUUUAAAAGCUGUACUCUAGCAGAGUAUCUGAGAGGACAGACCCGAGUGCACGUGAGGGAGUUGGGACUGGCCUUAGGGAUUGAGUCAAGUGAUCUCCCAUUGCUUGCAGCAGUGGCCAGCACACACUCACCUUAUGUGGCUCAGAUCCUGCUCUGAACCAACCAACCAAUCAGGACCCAUUUAAAGGACUCCCCUGUGAUGUGAUGUGAGUCCGUCUAUGUGGUCUCAGAAGACAGGAGAUGGGCUGGAUAUAUGCAUUUCUCGGGCUGGAACGCACACACACACACACACACACACACACACACACACACACACACACACACACACACACACACACACACACACACACACACACACACACACACACACACACACACACACACAGACAGACUUAUGGCCUCUUGUUUAUGCUCCUGAUUCCUUCUUGUGUAAAUAAUUUAUUUUCCAUAUAUUGAAGGGAUGGGCAAGUUGUGUUAAAGGGAAUACUGGAUUAGUACAUGUUUACAUGAUGAUGUAAUGUCACUGAAAAGCUGUGUGGAGAUCAGUGUUCAGUGAGUCUGUACAGAGAUGAAGUGUGAAUGUGACUACACGUGUGUGUUCAGUGAAUCUGUACAGAGAUGAAGUGUGAAUGUGACUACACGUGUGUGUUCAGUGAGUCUGUACAGAGAUGAAGUGUGAAUGUGACUACACGUGUGUUGCUCAUUGCUGAGUAGGUGCUGUCAGCUUAGUCUGUACUGAAGAGCUACUACUAAUGCACACAAAUGCACACAUCCUUUUUUAUGGACUUUUUUACUUGUAGAUCUCUAAGGAAACUAACUAUUGUCGUCAGGUUCACCACAGUAAUGGAAAUUGCAGCCUAUUAAAACAGUUACAGGUUUUCAUUCCAGUUUAUUUUUACUUUUUAGAAACUACCUCAGCUGAUGUGUCUGAAGCGUUUCAGUCUUACAUGACCAUUUCCUGUGUCUGACGAGACACUGUGGUUAAGACGGUGAUGAUCAUUUUCCUCAACAGUUUAGAUCCUCAAGUCUUACUGUUUUAGUGCCACAAGAUGUACCGGAACUGACCGUAUGAAUGGUUGAUUGGUUGUUUUUGAAAGGUUAUUCCUUAUUCCUUUCUUGGUCUUAGCGUAUGAGUAUUAUGGUUUUGAGUAAACCCCCCUGAUGCAUAUCAACAGAUCAGACAACAACGGGGUAGGAAAAAACAGUUCUCAGUGAAUCAUUAUAUUUGUACUGGCAUGUGUUCUAUGUGUGAGAGUAUAAUGUGUUCUUUAUUGAUAAUGUGAGGGAUGAAUGUUAUUUCUCUAUCACGACUGGGAUGUCUUAAAGACUAUUGUUGAAUAAACUUCAUUCUAGUAACAAA
Molecule: messenger RNA, 3982 nt
Organism: Sardina pilchardus (European sardine)
Lineage: Eukaryota; Metazoa; Chordata; Actinopteri; Clupeiformes; Clupeidae
Gene: fnip2
Product: folliculin interacting protein 2
Exons: 17
Coding region: 113-2779 (888 amino acids)
Cellular component (GO): cytoplasm
Molecular function (GO): ATPase inhibitor activity; protein-folding chaperone binding
Source: RefSeq, a predicted model, not a curated record